This is a messenger RNA of Gekko japonicus, 1287 nucleotides long. RefSeq names its product adrenoceptor beta 3 (gene ADRB3). Gene Ontology annotation, cellular component: membrane. Gene Ontology annotation, biological process: adenylate cyclase-activating adrenergic receptor signaling pathway; positive regulation of heart contraction; norepinephrine-epinephrine-mediated vasodilation involved in regulation of systemic arterial blood pressure. The coding region runs from base 1 to 1287 and encodes 428 amino acids. The record is from RefSeq and is a predicted model, not a curated record. The transcript has a single exon. NCBI's taxonomy places the organism in Eukaryota, Metazoa, Chordata, Lepidosauria, Squamata, Gekkonidae. Gene Ontology annotation, molecular function: beta1-adrenergic receptor activity; beta3-adrenergic receptor activity; norepinephrine binding.
AUGGCUCCUCCGUGGCCGCCCAACGGGACGUUGUGGGGAUCUCAUCCAGCGGCGUCGGGCAACGGGAGCCUGAGCGCGCAGUGGGCGCUGGGGGCGGCUUUCAGCCUGGCCGUGCUGGCGACGGUGGGGGGCAACCUGCUGGUGAUCGUGGCCAUCGCCAAGACGCCGCGCCUGCAGACCAUGACCAACGUCUUCAUCACCUCGCUGGCUUGCGCCGACCUCAUCAUGGGCAUGCUGGUGGUGCCCCCAGGGGCCACGCUGGUCAUGAGCGGCCACUGGCCCUACGGCACCGUCGUGUGCGAGUUGUGGACCUCCCUGGACGUGCUGUGCGUCACGGCCAGCAUCGAGACCUUGUGCGCCAUUGCCGUGGACCGCUACUUGGCCAUCACGGCGCCUCUCCAAUACGAGGCCUUGGUCACCAAGGGCCGGGCCCGAAGCGUGGUCUGCCUGGUGUGGGCCAUCUCCACUUUCAUCUCCUUCCUGCCCAUCAUGAACCACUGGUGGCGCGACGGGGCGGACGAGGAGGCCUUGCGCUGUUACGAGGACCCCCACUGCUGUGACUUCGUCACCAACAUGCCCUACGCCAUUCUCUCCUCCAUCAUCUCCUUCUACGUGCCCCUCUUGGUCAUGAUCUUUGUCUACGCGCGGGUUUUCGCAGUGGCCACCCGGCAGCUUGAGCUCAUCGAGAAGGACAAGGGCAGGUUUGUCCAAGACGCCACCAAAGGCUCUCGACGGAGAAGACCCUCCCGGCUGCUGCUGGCUAUCAAGGAGCACAAAGCCCUCAAGACCUUGGGCAUCAUUAUGGGCAUCUUCACCCUCUGCUGGCUGCCCUUCUUCGUGGCCAACAUCAUCAAGGUAUUUGCCAGGCCCCUCGUCCCGGACCAGCUCUUCCUCUUCUUCAACUGGCUUGGGUAUGUCAACUCGGCCUUCAACCCGAUCAUCUACUGCCGCAGCCCUGACUUCAGGUGCGCCUUCAAGAAACUCCUGUGUUGCCUUCGCAGCGCUGAUCACCGCCUCCAUGCCAUCUCCAAGGACCUGAGCAGGUGCCCCUGCGCCUUCAGCCCCCGGGUGCUGUUGGAGAAGGAGAGCAAGCCCCCAGCCGGGGCUGGAGAGGAGGAAGAGGAGGACGGGGGCUCCAGCAGCAACAGCAGCCGCUCCAGCAGUAGAACUGCAGAAACCAGCCUUUUGUACCCUCUGGGCAAUGGGCACCUCUGCUCACAGCGGCCUCUUGGGGAAGCCCAACUGCAAGGCACCCAGACCACAUUGUGCCCACAGCUGGAAGAGUAG